This is a messenger RNA of Pristis pectinata (smalltooth sawfish), 441 nucleotides long. RefSeq names its product putative transcription factor Ovo-like 1. Gene Ontology annotation, molecular function: RNA polymerase II cis-regulatory region sequence-specific DNA binding; DNA-binding transcription factor activity, RNA polymerase II-specific. Bases 37 to 441 code for a protein of 134 amino acids. The transcript is spliced from 2 exons. The record is from RefSeq and is a predicted model, not a curated record. Lineage: Eukaryota; Metazoa; Chordata; Chondrichthyes; Rhinopristiformes; Pristidae. Gene Ontology annotation, cellular component: nucleus. Gene Ontology annotation, biological process: epidermal cell differentiation; regulation of transcription by RNA polymerase II.
UGCUUCCACUGCUGGAAGGUCUUCUCGUUACAACGCAUGCUAACCCGUCAUCUGAAAUCACACAGCGUGGUGAAGAGGCACGUCUGUAGAUUCUGCGGGAAAGGUUUCAAUGACACCUUUGACCUGAAGAGGCACAUGCGGACACACACAGGUAUUCGGCCCUAUAAGUGUGACCUGUGCGAGAAGGCAUUCACGCAGCGAUGCUCGCUCGAGUCUCACCUGAAGAAGAUUCACAAUGUGCACCAGAACUAUGCCUACCGGGAACGCCGCGCCAAGAUUUUCGUUUGCGAAGAGUGUGGCUUCACCGCCAAUCAGGGGGACACAUACCUCCUCCACAUCAGGGACCACCACCCCAUGAGUCCCGUAUUAUGCAAGUACCUACGGAAACACACCUCAUUCCAGAACAAAACAGGAAUGCUACUCUUUCCACGCCCCGUGUAA